GAAUGGCUGUACCACCGUUGCCGAGGCGACGACUUGGUUACUUCCGUUGGUAACAAUACUUCCGGGUUGGCGUUGCAGUGGCGCUUCCGACUGUGGGAGCCUCGGCUUCCCAGUCGUCCGAUGAGCCCGAGCAGCACCAGAAAAGUGCCACUGUAAGCCAUGAGAUGUCUGGUCUGAAUUGGAAACCCUUCGUAUAUGGCGGCCUUGCCUCUAUUGUUGCUGAGUUUGGAACUUUCCCUGUGGACCUGACCAAAACGCGACUUCAGGUUCAAGGCCAAAGUAUUGAUGUCCGCUUCAAAGAGAUAAAAUACCGAGGAAUGUUUCAUGCCUUGUUCCGAAUCUAUAAGGAAGAAGGUGUAUUGGCUCUGUAUUCAGGAAUUGCUCCUGCUUUACUAAGACAGGCAUCAUAUGGCACCAUUAAAAUUGGCAUUUACCAGAGCUUGAAGAGAUUAUUUGUAGAACGUUUAGAAGAUGAAACUCUUUUAAUUAAUAUGAUAUGUGGGGUAGUGUCAGGAGUGAUAUCUUCCACUAUAGCCAAUCCCACCGAUGUGCUAAAGAUUCGAAUGCAGGCUCAAGGAAGCUUGUUCCAAGGCAGCAUGAUUGGCAGCUUCAUUGAUAUAUACCAACAAGAAGGUACCAGGGGUCUGUGGAGGGGUGUUGUCCCAACUGCUCAGCGGGCUGCCAUCGUUGUGGGAGUAGAGCUACCAGUCUAUGACAUUACAAAGAAGCACUUAAUAUUGUCAGGGGUGAUGGGAGACACAAUCUUAACUCACUUUGUUUCCAGCUUUACGUGCGGCUUGGCUGGGGCUCUGGCUUCCAAUCCAGUUGAUGUGGUUCGAACUCGCAUGAUGAACCAGAGGGCAAUUGUGGGACAUGUGGACCUCUACAAGGGCACUUUGGAUGGUAUUUUAAAGAUGUGGAAACAUGAGGGCUUUUUUGCACUCUAUAAAGGAUUUUGGCCAAACUGGCUUCGACUUGGACCCUGGAACAUCAUUUUUUUUAUUACGUACGAGCAGCUCAAGAGGCUUCAAAUCUAAGGACUGAAUUAUAUGUGAGUCAAGCCCUGCCAACCUUUCUACUCUUCCUUUCCCUUUUUCUGUGUUCUAAUGUAUUUUGACAAAGUUGUAAGUGUUUACUGAACCAUUGGUCUCCCAAGGCCCUCCUGAUGGAAGAACGAUAGGAUGGUUCAAAAUUGCUCAUGUGUUUGUGUUGCCAUGUGAACUUUUCCCUGAGAGGAAGUAUUAACAUUGAGACUCUGGCCCCAGAUUGGUAUCUUCUGUGAAGAUGGAUACUGAUGGAUGACACUCAAAAUGAUCUUCUCUUCAAAUGUGGGUUAAAUGUAGUUUGUUAGCCCCAGACUUGGGCUAGAGCAGAAGGCAUAGGACAGGGCAGUUACUGCUAUUUAUGUUACAGACCUCGGUUCUCAUUAAAGUAUUUAUUGGCA
Molecule: messenger RNA, 1444 nt
Organism: Balaenoptera acutorostrata (minke whale)
Lineage: Eukaryota; Metazoa; Chordata; Mammalia; Artiodactyla; Balaenopteridae
Gene: SLC25A14
Product: solute carrier family 25 member 14
Exons: 10
Coding region: 165-1037 (290 amino acids)
Biological process (GO): mitochondrial transport
Cellular component (GO): mitochondrial membrane
Source: RefSeq, a predicted model, not a curated record